AAAGGCAUCAUUUCUACAUCGUUUCAUGUCCAUCACUGUAGGAACUCAUCAUAGAAAUUAAUUCAUCUGUUACUCUUUGUGUAGGUUUAGUUUGAGAUCGAACACUUAAAUAAGUUCACUGGUCAUUUUUAUGAGCUCAAACACAACAUGAACACAAUCUCUUUACUCUUUAUCAUCUCUUUAUUCAUCAACGGUGUGUUUGGUGAUGAAGUGAAGAUGUCAGUGAUGGAGGGACAUUCUGUUACUCUACACACUGAUCUCACUGAUAUGAAGAGAGUUAUAAGGAUAAUAUGGAGAGUUGGAGAAGAGGGCUCUAAUAGUUUUCUAGCUUCAAUAGCUGAUAAUAAGCCCUCAUAUGAUGAUACUGAGAGAUUCAGAGACAGACUGCAGGUGAAUAAUCAGACUGGAGAUCUGACCAUCAACAACAUGAGAGUCAAACACACUGGACGAUAUCAAGCAGAGAUCAUCAACAACAGCACUGGAACAACAUACAAGAUCAACAGCACUGGAACAACAUACAAGAACUUCAGCGUUACUGUCAUUGAUUCUCCACGUGUUAUUGGUGCUGGUACAGGUGAUGUGAAGUCAGUGUCAGUGAGUGAGGGAGAAUCUGUGACUCUACACAAUGAUGUUCAAACACACAGAGAUGAUCUGAUACUGUGGAGGUUUGGAGAUGAAGGUCUUCUCAUAGCUAAACAUGAUCAAGAAGACAAUAAGAGCUCAAUAUAUGAUGAUGAUGAGGGAUUCAGAGGCAGACUGAAGCUGGAUGAUCAGACCGGAUCUCUCAUCAUCAGUGAUGUCAGAUCAUCAGAUUCUGGACUUUAUAAACUGAAGAUCAAUAACAACAAACAGACAUUAUACAAGACCUUCAGUGUUUAUGUCAGGAGUGAGUAUCUCAGUUCUCUCACAGUAACGGUUCAUUAAUAUCUGCUGUGUGUGAAUCAUUCACAUCUUCCUUUAACUCUUCUGUUUGAG
This is a messenger RNA of Triplophysa rosa, 975 nucleotides long. RefSeq lists its product as uncharacterized. The transcript is spliced from 3 exons. Bases 148 to 924 code for a protein of 258 amino acids. The record is from RefSeq and is a predicted model, not a curated record. Lineage: Eukaryota; Metazoa; Chordata; Actinopteri; Cypriniformes; Nemacheilidae.